CGCUCGCGGAACUAUUUGGUCGCAUUCGCGGGUUUAAUUCGCCAAGACUAAAAAUCCAAAACAACAUCGCUCUCGUAACCCAACUAAUAAGCAAGCACGCCCCCCUUAUAAUCCAGACACAAAAUCUCACCAUCGCAUCGCCGCUGGACAGGUCGAGACGUUGUCUGGCGGGAAAUGUAACAAGAGGAAACGGAUAUAGCCGCUACCAACAUGCACUGAUAUUAGCGCACAGGACAGGAAUACCGAUCUCGACCUGGAGCUAGACCUAGACCUACCUAGAUAGUCCUGCAAAUUCCCUCCGCUUUACCCCCGAGUAUUCAGAAACUGAUCGCAGAAAGUGCUGGCUCAGACAAUGGCGCACUUUAGUGGACAUCGCCAACCGACCGAGGUGCCGGCCCAUUUCAAAAAUCUCUUCACCAAUGGCCAGUUGGGAGCUGCCGAGGAUAACAACAAUCCCGGCGACAACAACGAGCAGGAGAACCGGCCCAACAACGGCCACGAUGACAACAGUAACGAGGACAUCGCCUGCUGGGUCUUCGGAUAUGGAUCACUGUGCUGGUAUCCCGGCUUCACCCACAGCAAGUGCAUUACUGGCUAUAUUCGCGGCUAUGUUCGCCGAUUCUGGCAGGGCAACGUCACUCACCGGGGCUGUGAAGAAAAGCCUGGACGUGUUGCAACGCUGGUAGAGGACAAAGAGGGCAUAACUUGGGGAUGCGCCUAUAGAAUAACAGGAAGCACAGCUCUGGAUUACCUAAAGCAGCGAGAGUGCACCCUGGGAGGCUAUGCUACCAUCGAUACCAAGUUCUUUCCCCGUGUUGCAUCCCAGGACACUCCGUUCAGUGGAGAAGCCGUGGAGGUGCUAGUCUACGUGGCCACGCCGGAGAACUGCCAUUGGCUGGGCGAGUCGCCAGUGGAGGAAAUCGCUGAGCAAAUUGUCUCUUGCCGGGGACCCAGUGGCCACAAUGCCGAGUACCUGUUGCGCCUAGCCAUGUUCAUGCACGACGAGAUACCCGGCGUGUGGGAUGAGCACCUGUUCCAGCUGGAGCGCCUAGUCCUGCAAGAGCUUUACCGCCGCGAAAUACCUCUCUCGUCUGUGAUGGGCCGCAACCCGGAUCGGAUACGCCGCGACUCCCACGAAGAUAUCCGCCGCCCGCCGUCCUUCGAGUUCACCUCCCGUGUGCCGGAAACGAAGCUGCGCUGCCUCAACAUUUGAUCGCUGGUGU
Messenger RNA from Drosophila bipectinata, 1223 nucleotides. Its product is annotated as glutathione-specific gamma-glutamylcyclotransferase 1. Gene Ontology annotation, cellular component: cytoplasm. Gene Ontology annotation, molecular function: gamma-glutamylcyclotransferase activity; glutathione specific gamma-glutamylcyclotransferase activity. Lineage: Eukaryota; Metazoa; Arthropoda; Insecta; Diptera; Drosophilidae. Gene Ontology annotation, biological process: glutathione catabolic process. The record is from RefSeq and is a predicted model, not a curated record.